AUGUUUGCGAGCAGAUUUUUCCUCCGUACGAAGCACACGAAAAAAAAAUCAAAUAAGAAGAAAAAUUUUGUAUCAAAUCGAAUGGUAUUUAAGAAACAAGCUGCUCAGCGUUGUCGUUGAAAAUUUUCAUACUUUUCUAAUUAAAGUUGUCGUUGUCUAAAAAGUCACAUUCCUUUUUGCGAAAAUUUCGAAACUCGGAGCAAUGUACGUGGCUGUACAACAAAGAAGUGUCCCUGGAAAUAUUUCUAAAUGAUUACGUAUCCAAAUCGAAGGACACACUUGAUUUGAAUUGCAGGCUGUGGCAAACUGCGCUUCCUGGGAAACGGAGGAUGGCGGCGAUAGAGGCAGAGGCGGAGCUGCUCGAUAAGAUUUCAUCCGGCAGGGACGCGCGAAUCGAUCACGAUUCAGGCGAGCAAAUCCCCGCGAACAAGAGCGAAGAUCGGGAGAAAGUUCGCGUUCUCUCCGUAGACAAGAUCACGCUCGAAAAGAUCGUGUUGGAAGGUAGCGGCGGUUCGCGCGAGCUUCUUCUGACGAGGAACGAGAGUUUGCGGAAACUUUCGAUAAAAUCGGAGCCACUCGGUGGGAAAUCGGUGUCUCAUCAGGCGAGAUGCAACGAACCGGCAACAAACUCUGGCAAAUUUCGCGCCAACGACCACUCCUCCCCUCCGUCGAAACAAACUGCGGAAUCGUGGACGAUAGAGAAGAGAAUCAGGCCUGUUAAGUUGAUAAAGAGUGAUCCGUCAUUCUUGGAAGGAGGACUGAACAAGGUCGAGAUAGGAGAGGAGACGAGCGCGAAGGAUCGUUUGGAGAAGAGUCGGACAAAGAUCGAGGUGCUGCAGCAGAACCUGAGCGCGAGGAUCGACGCGAGCACGGCUCAGAGGUACAAGGAGGAAUUACUGGGAUCGCGAGGGAACCGUGCCGCUCGAAACUUGCCCGACGUGGAUUCGAACGUCGAGAGGCUGGCGAGCGGUAAGCUGACGUUCGACGAAGAGUUUCUGCAGAAGCACAAUCUCGACAAGAGAUUGAAGAUCGAGGAGUACGGUGUUCUCGGUCCGGGAUCGGACGCGAGUCGCGAGUCCGCUUCGACCGGGCUCCAACUCGUCGGGAGCGAAGAGGAGGAGGAGGAGGAGGAGGACCGAGCGAGAAGGAAGCUCGGCUACAGUGAGAAGGUGCUGGAAGUGGAGAAGAGGUGGUCCGGCGAGUUUCUCAAGGACCAGUUGGAUCGUCGUUCCUCGGGAUCGUCCAAGUCCUCUUACGUGGGCGAGGAAUUGGGCAGCGUUUCCUCCUGCGGAGGGGCGAGCGAGGAGGAAGACUACGAGCGAGGCGAAGGAUCGCGGGCUCUGCCGUUCGAACGACGACGGUGCCAAGAGGACGAGGCGAGGAGAACUCGCGAGGAGAUCCUCGGCGACAGCACGCUCAGCACCGUCGACUCGGACUCGUGUCUCGAGGAGAGGAUCAAGUCUUUGGAGCAGGAUAUCGAGGGAGAGAAGGAUAAUAGCGAGGGAAGACUUCGAGACAAGCAGAAUGACACCGAUGACGACGGAGCGGCAGCGGAGCAGCUCGACGGACGCAGACAGAUAGCCAGCGUAGCCAGCGAGUGUCGUGGUAAUCCGUCUUGGAGGAAUCGCGGGCAAUCGCGUCGAUCGAGAAAUUACGCGAGCAACGACAACGAGAUCUCGAGCGCGACCAGCACGGACAGCGUACGAGAGUUUGCUGCGGUUGUCGGCGAUCGGUUCGCAGCGGAUACGGACGGGUACGCGAAUCUGAUAAGAGUGUUCCAAGCGAUGGAGGCGGGUGGCGGGUCGUCUCGGGCGGGGAAACGCGCAGGGGAGGAGAAGCAGAAGAGGAAGCUGGGCCUUCGUCGUUUGCUGCCGGGUUUCUUCUCGCCGAAAGACUCGCGAAAGGAGUACAAGAAGAAGGAGCCGAAGGAGAGGAAGAGGCCCACAGACGAGAAGCACUUUGCCCGCUACCAGCAGAACGGGAACUACACCAGGUCCCCGGACACGAUGAACCUGAACGAAGACAUCAAGAGGAACGUGAAGCUGGACAACAGUCUGAACGGGUCGAUAAUCGAGGAGAGGCUGGACGAGAUCAAGCGCGAGCUGUUCCCGGAUCACUCGAACCCGGGACCGAUAACGAGCACGCCGGAUCACUUUGCCAGGGAGGAGGAUCCCCGUUGCGAGGGUCUGCUGCGCGAUCGAAGCGGAGCGCCGAGGUGUUACGCGACCGACUCGAGCCUGAGCUCGAUCGCGCCGGACGAAAGAUGGAACGAGCGGAACGCGCAGCUGGGAAUCUCGCCGGACAUUAGAAAAUUCGAGGAGAGGCAGAAGCGCGAGGAAUUCGGCAAUCAGAUACAACGGGGGAGGUACAACGAUACGGGGCAACGAUACGGCCAGCUCGAGCGAAAACACAGCCUGCAGGAGCCGCCGAGUCACGCCGAGCCGGCGGUUAGACUUCAGUCGUGCCUGUUCCAGAGGAACCACGCUCCCUCUGGCAGGAUAUCCGCUCCACCGAGCGAGAGGUACCUGGUCAGACCGAGAGCCGUUCACCCGAUGGAUCGGCCGUUGCCGGCGAUACCGCGCUCCAGGCCCGAUUACGAGAACUAUUUGGCCGAGCAGCAGGAACGACAAGACGAACGGACAGCAGCCAGGUAUGGAAGGAACGCGUACGACAAAUCUGCCGCCGCCGCCGCCGCCGCCGAGUAUCUCCUCGACCAAGUACCACCUGCCCUGUACGAGAACAGGGAGGAGGACGAUCCGUCGGGCCUGAUUUUGAAGUCGGUGUCCGCGCAGGUGAAGAUCACCAGGCAACCGAUAGUGAAUCAGAAUCAGAAUAACAGAGCUGCUGCCCUGCUAGGCAGAUCGCCCAAGUAUCUCUCCUCGGGAUCGAGUCAAAAGUCAUACGGCGACUACGGCGACUCGAGUUGCACGCCGAAUUCCAGUCAGAAGAGCGAGUUCUCACCUUCGAGCUCCAAGAGCGGCGAGUACUACGUGCACUCGCCUCGGAACAGCGGCUGCGGCGGCGGCGGCUCUCCGUCAAACGGAACAGCCGAGUUGGACGACAGCUGCGAGGAUCCGUCGACGAGACGAGAGGAGGAAGCCAUCUACGAGAACGAGAAGAUCUCGCCGUCAUCGAGAUCGGCCGUCGGACGCGCGAGCGAGAGGAUAUACGACCACCAGGCGCAACAACUCGACGGGCGAGUUUCGUCACCCACGACGCACAAGACUCGUUGCAGAGCCGAGAGAUCCUCGGCCUCGCCCGGCGAGAACCUCGCGAACGAGAAACGCGAGGACGAGGCGAAGAAGAACAACGACGAAGAUCGAGGGGAAGAAUCGAGCUGCGGUCCUGCCUCUCCCACCGAAAGUAUUAUUCACGGUAAAUCUGAAAUUUCGCCGUUCGGCUCGCGACAACGUCUGCCAGCUUCCUGCAGGAGGGCCCAGCCCAACGAGCAGAUUCUCAUAGCCUCGCCGAAGAGGGAAAAUCCUUCCGCGUCCUGCGAGACGAGGAUUCCGCGUCGUCCAUCGAACGAGUCGAGACGAUGCGCCAUGGAGUCGCCGGUUCGCAUGAGCAACGCGCCUCGCGGUUCCCUGGAUCGGCGUAGCCAGGAUUCCGGUACGAGCAAAGUCGCCGUCGCCACCGCCGCCGCGAGUAGAGAGGCUCGAGACAGUUUCAACGCUGAGUAUCCCCCCGUCCCUUCUUCUCGUUGCGUGGAAGUUCGAUCACCGCGGCAACCGACGGGACGGCAAGAACUACCUCGACCGGAAGCGAUGCAGUACGUCCAGAGAGUCUGCGAACCGACCGCGAGCACGUACGGAGCACACGUGCAGCAACGGGGAACGUACAAUGGCCCAACGGCGAUCGCCGGGCCAUUGUCGCCCUCGAAGCAGCAGACCAGGCAACAUCUGGAGGCGUUCUACUGGCAGCAAAAGGCGCUGGAGGCGCGCAGAAAGUCCCUGGCUCCGACCCCGGCAACGAACGCCGGCCCCAGCCAGGUGGCACGGAAGAUUGACUUACCCGAGGUCAGGGAAGCGAUGUACUGGCAGCAGCUGAAAAAGCUCGACGAGGAGCAACAGAGGCGUAUCUACGAGCAAAACGCGACAGAGGAGCAGCAGCAGCAGCAGCAGCAGCAGCAGCAGCAGCAGCAGCAGCAGCCUUCCCAUUGCAGGAAGAACGUCGCGAACCUCGGGCAAACGUUGCUUCAAAGUUCAAUCCCUUCGAGGCUCGCCCACGCAGAUCCAGGAGUCGGCUCGUGGAUCGCUGGCAACCCCGUUGUCGGUCAGCAACAACCUCGUCGUUGCCCGACAAAGUCGAACCCCGCGGGAAAACCGCCGCUGAUGCAGAGCCAAAAGGGCCAGAAUCAGCCGGUGUUGAUCGUCCGACCUCAACAGGCGAUUCGCGAGCGUCGUGACUUGGCCGCCCCGUGCUCCUCGAAACCCCGGCUCGAACCAUCUGUCGUUCGACAAGAGGAGGCUCAGCGAAGCAAGAGCGCCUCCCCGCAUUUCCGUCGUGGUGAGCUUGCCCCGCAAAGGCAAGCCGCACUUGCGACGAGAAAGUGCGACGUUUCCUCGGCCUACGAGGAGGAGGCGAACAACGACGUUGACGGAAAGACGUCGUCGCCGUCGCCGUCGCCGUUGAUGGCUGCUCCGCCUCCGCCGAUCUUCAAGAGGGGCAGCCUGAUCGGCGGAGAGCAGCCUGCCGCCGUGCAGCAGGAGUACGCGAGCGCCGGUGGCGCGAAGAGGGUCAGCUUCUCGAAUCAGUCGGCCGUCGCUGGCCAGGAGCUGAUCAGCGGCAAUUGGCCGACGAAGCACGGCACCGCGCCGGAACCACCGACCAGGCGGCACAGGAGCGAGGACAGCGUUUCCGACACGGACUCGGUGUUUUCUCACCAAGAGCGGAGUUGUCACGCGAUUCACGCGGAGAAUGGUACGGAGUACGACGCCGACAGGCCUUUGCCGCCUUUGCCCAAGGACGUUGCGGCCAUUAACGAACCGACGAGCAGACUGGCCUACGGCGAGGUUCGUUGGAACGAUCCUGGAAGGGCCGUUGGUCCGCAGCUGACGAUUCGACGGAACGGUGAGUGCCUUUUUUUCUCUUUUUAACGUAGCAUACAAGGUAAGAGUUCAAUCGCGAUCCAGACCGAGAACGACCAUUUCGUCAACUAUUUCGUCAGCGUGCGUAUUAUUUAUAUACCUGUUCGUUAUGUACCUCCAUUGAAAAAAAAUUUAACAGUAAAGUGUGGUACAACUCGAAAUUCGUAAUCCUACGUCACGUUUCUCGCAUUCGUAAUGCUGCAUUACGUUUUCUACGCGCUACGCGUUUGCGUCUUUUCCCUUGGUUAAUUUAUUACCACACUUUUCAGUUUGAGGUAACGUUAAAUGUAAAGAAUCACGUUCGAAUAAUACACGAAGAUGUAAUUCGCGUACUUACAACGAUCCAACGCGCGGUUUCCCGAGCGCCAUCUAAGCAGACAUCUUCAGUUUGAUUCGGGCAACGUGAAGUAAGCCGCCCCAUAGGCGUCUCUCGUUUGCAGGGGAUCGAAGUAAGUGAGUUAGGCGCCCAUGGGCGCCGACAGUAGCCAAAGGAUCAACGAUUCUUCUCAAUGUCGUGUGAGAACAAGCAGAGUUCGUAGUCUCGGUCUUUUCACCUGGUGGCGAGCCGAGCAAUUCGUCGUUAGAAGCAGAGCGGUUUACAUCGUAAUGCGAUUUCUUAGCUUUCCAGUUUCUCGACGUUUCCGCGCGUCAAAGCGCGACCGCGUUUUUCGGCCAGGUGGAAAUUUUAUCCGGGCAAGGUGGAAAACCGCGUAUGACCGUGCAUUUCAAUGAACCUCUCGAGGCAAACCGAGAGAGAAGCGUCGCCCGGCACGUUCUCUUUUACACGGCGGACAAAUCCUCGCUACUCUGCUCCUCUGCACGCUUCUCGCUCGGUCUUUUCCUCCGCGUAGAGAAACGAAAAGUACAUAUAUACAGAUGAUGAUACAUCUUGCGACUGAAGUGAAAAUUUCACUAGCCUGAAAGUCUCUGUUCGAGCCUGCAGUUGUUGAGGAUUGUUUGUCGGUGGAUUUUUGGUUCUAUCUGUUGUCGAUAGCCGCUCGCGUGCAUCAGUCGAUCAAACAGGGACAGAAACUGAGGGAAAGUCAGACAGAGUAGUAUGCGCUGUUUUUUUCUUUUUUUCUUCUUUAAAGUUCAUUGUAAAAUUUAA
Heterotrigona itama is the source of this 6198-nucleotide messenger RNA. The record is from the annotation of a GenBank genome assembly. Lineage: Eukaryota; Metazoa; Arthropoda; Insecta; Hymenoptera; Apidae.